AUGAUGUUCGGUGUAUUGAUUGAAGAAGAUAAGGACCAAAAUUCUACAGAUUUUAAGAAAUUGGCUUUGGGCGCAACAGGCGGCAGAUUUGAUCAAGCAAUGUCACAUAUUAAUUAUUUACAUCAAUUGAAAAAUCAACAUCAAAUAUAUUUAUUAUCAAAUGAAAAUAUAAUUUUUUUACUAGAUAAGGGAAAGCAUCAAUUAUUUUGUGAUAAAAAUAUUGAAGGUCCAACUUGUGGAUUACUUCCAAUUGGUGUAGAGGCUGCUGUCAUUACCACAACAGGCCUAAAAUGGAAUCUUGAAAAUACUUCCACUUCUUUUGGAAAAUUGGUAAGUACUUCAAAUCACUUGGAAGACGAUAUUAUAACGAUCGAAACUGAUUCACCAAUCGUAUGGACUGUAGAACUUAAUCAUCAAAGUUUUUAA
Entrophospora sp. SA101 is the source of this 426-nucleotide messenger RNA. The record is from the annotation of a GenBank genome assembly. Lineage: Eukaryota; Fungi; Glomeromycota; Glomeromycetes; Entrophosporales; Entrophosporaceae.